Thelazia callipaeda (thelaziosis nematode) is the source of this 1206-nucleotide messenger RNA. The record is from the annotation of a GenBank genome assembly. Lineage: Eukaryota; Metazoa; Nematoda; Chromadorea; Rhabditida; Thelaziidae.
AUGUUCUGUUUUGCUACAGGUAUGGUAAAAGAAAUGAACAGUGUUGAUUCUGUAAAGCCAGAGAAAUUUGUUCCAAAAAGGAAAGAAUGCAAAUAUUUUUUUGCUGAGAACUCAUGUCAUUUCGGAGAAUUCUGUCGUUAUUCGCAUACAACCGCUGAAGCUGCAGUAAAUAGGGAAAACUUUGUUGUACGUCGUUCCGAUUCGCAAUUUAGAAAACCCUACAGCCGACCAAUUGCUGCAGCAGUAAGCAAAAAUGAUAUCGGAACGCAAAAGCAGUGUGAUAUUCGAAAUUCUGAAAUCAACUAUUUUGUUAAAAGAUUUCGUCAAAUUCAGUGCACUUAUAAUGGAAGUUCUUAUGUUACUCAAUUCGAAUACCAGAUCACUGAUCCAGAAUGGGUUUUUGAUGUGAAAGCUUUAGUGCUUGAGCUCACAAUUCCAGAACAUUAUCCGUGCGCGCCACUGUCGGUGGAUUUAGUUUCUUCAACGUUACCUACACCAUUUAUAACCCAUUUUGAGGAAAAAAUAGACGAAUUUGUUAAGGACAAAUUUGUAGCAGCAGAUAAACGUAACUCCUAUAUCGGCGUUGGGAAGACAUUAAUCAGCUGGCUGGACCACAAUAUUUUUGAUUUGUUUGUCGAUGGUUUGCGUAAAACAAAAUUGAUCACUGAUGCUGAAAAAGAAGGCAUCUCUUUACAUGAAACAAAUUGCUCUGAAUUAGAUGUUUCACAGGUGGAUCAAGAUUCAAACGUUAAACAAAAAGAGAUGGACAGCAAUGAAGUAAAAGUUGUUUGCAGUAACGAUGUAACCGAAGUUAAUCUUGCGUCGCAACUUGAAACCAAUAUGCAAAUUGUGAAUGAAUCGAAGCAGCAGCUAUCAAAAGCCAAUGCAAUAGAAGUUCGUGUGUCAUGGAAGAAUUUAAAUGGAAAUAUUGCUACUCUUGGUAUCCUGAAAAUGGAAUUAUGUGCAAAAUGUGCCAAAUGUACUUCAUCAUCUUUCUUGAUAUGUUUCGUAGAUCGACUUUUGAUCUCACGAUGUCAAAAGUGUUCAAAUAGGUAUUCUAUCUUUAUGUCCUCCCAAAUAGUGCAUGAGAAUUCAAAUGUUAUUGCUUUGCUUGAGUUAGAUGGUUGUAUUCCAGUGGAUUGUGUGCUUCCAUCCUCAAAAUUCAACUAUGCAUGUUUGAAGUGCAAUAAUGAAUGUUCAACUGAG